Messenger RNA from Chara braunii, 565 nucleotides. The record is from the annotation of a GenBank genome assembly. Lineage: Eukaryota; Viridiplantae; Streptophyta; Charophyceae; Charales; Characeae.
GUAUUGCCCACAUGUCCAAGGUGUUGUAGCCUAUUACGCGUCUGUGCGGUUGAGACGGCAGAUCCACGGCAAUCCCGACACAUGCUGAACACCGAUAAAAACAGUAGUAUUCAAUAACAAGGGAAUUUAGUAAUUUACCACUUUCGUCGGCGAACAACCGAUAAACUCUCUUGGAACAUGGCAAAACCUCAGUCAGUCAAACACUACAAAGUUUGACUUACUUUCCGCUCUGCAAACACACAAAUCAAUGUACCCUACCUCUCAGAAUCCUGUGGCUGGAAACAAGACAUCCCAUAACGAUUCAACGCCACGCUGAUAGACUGUACGGUCUGCUGUUUAGGUGAGGAGGGGCAGUGUGGCUCUUGCUCUUGACAACAGUGGAGUGAACACAAUGGAACAUGGCUCUUCUUGAUAUUUGGCCAAAAAGGGCGGUGAUCCAAGCGCUUUGUGUUCCGAUCGUAUUUCAUGUUCCCUCUUCCCAGACAGAGCACUCACUCUUCGCUGACUGCACCCUUCAGUCUCUCGUUCAAAUAGUGCUCAAUGUGUUCCGUUUUCCAAUUAUCAA